ACAUCCGGGUACUGGCUCCAUUGAAGGCUGCUAGAAGAUGGCUUCGGCAGUGAGAAUUACGUCAACUGCAAAUACACUAAAUUUUCUAGAAAAUCAAAACAGCGAGGAGGAGGAGGGACAGAAUUUAUGGUCCUCAAUUUUGAGUGAGGUAUCAACCCGUUCACGAUCCAAAUUGCCGUCUGGCAAAAAUGCCCUCAUUUUGGGUGAUACAGGAACGGGAAAGACCACUCUGAUUGCCAAACUCCAGGGAGUUGAGGAAUAUGUCAAAGGCAGAGGACUGGAAUAUCUGUACUUUAAUGUUCAUGAUGAUGAUAUUGAUGAUCAUGCCAUGUGUAACGCGUGGAUUCUGGACGGUGACCUGUAUCACAAAGGCCUUCAGAAGUUUGCUGUGUGUGGGGAGAACCUGGCUGACACCAUGGCCCUCCUGGUAGUCGACAUGUCCAGGCCGUGGCUGGUGCUGGAUUCCCUGCAGAAGUGGGCCAGCGUACUGCGGGAGCACAUUGACAAGCUCCGAGUCAACCCAGAGACACUGAGAGACUUGGAGCAGAGAUUGGUCCGGCAGUUCCAGGAGUACACAGAGCCAGGGGGCGACCACAGCGCCUCUCCCCAGAGAAGAAAUCCUGUUGCUGGGGACGCUGAGGAGGAGUGUGUGGUCCUGCCAUUGGGAGAUAACACGCUCACACACAACCUGGGUGUACCUGUUAUGGUGGUCUGCACAAAGUGUGACACCUUUGGCAGUCUAGAGAAAGAUCAUGACUACCGGGAGGAACACUUUGACUUCAUCCAGUCUCACAUACGACACUUCUGCUUGCAGUAUGGUGCAGCAUUGCUAUACACGUCAACGAAGGAGAACAAAAACAUAGACUUACUGUAUAAAUACCUGGUCCACAGGUUGUACGGCUUUCCCUUUGACCUGUCUGCCCAGGUUGUAGAGAAAGACUCAGUGUUCAUACCAUCCGGAUGGGAUAACGAAAAAAAGGUUGCCAUUCUAUAUGAAAACUUUCAAUCGUUGAAAAAGGAAGACAAAUUUGAAGAGGUUAUCAUCCAGCCUCCGGUUAGAAAGGUUGUUCAUGAAAAAGAACUAGGAGCGGAGGACGAUCAAGUGUUUCUUUUAAAGUUUCAGACACUGUUGUCCAAGCAACCCCCAGCAGCAGCAGGCAGACCUGUGGACACCACCAACAGAGCACCCACAGGUUCUCCUCGGGUGUCCAACCGUUCGGCCACAGCAAACGUAGCCAAUGUCAUGCCCAUGCAGCCAGGUGGCCAGACCAGUGAGGGCGUACUGGCUAACUUCUUCAACAGUCUGCUGAGCAAGAAGUCAGUGGAAGGGGGUGGGGGUGGCAACACGCCCAGAACUGUACGGAAAUCAGAUCCAAAGGUGGGACUAGACGGUGACCCAGAGGCAUCCUCCCCCACCUCACCCUCACCCCCAGCGGGCAUGGAUGAGUCCUGAACCCCAGACCCUGACCCCACCACCACACGAGUGCACACACGGGCUGGAUCUUCUCCCUCUUUUUAUACCCUUUAUUGUCAAAUGGAUCAAGGGCUGGACUGGGAACAGAACGGAAGCGGGUGCCAUGAGACCAAGCCCUGCAUGCCUGACCAUCAAAACACCGCCAAAGCAGCACAAACUGGACUUAAUGAUAACCAUCAUUAUAUUAUAUAAAGUUAUAAGCUCACUGGAUAUUGGAGAGAAAAGGAGUAAGGCUGCUUACUUGCCUGUCUGUUAUUGCUGUAUUUUCAGACCCACAUUAAAUUGAGAGUAACAGAUUUUUUUGGGUGGCCUUAGUAGAGUUUAAGUCUUUAAUUUGCCAUAUCUAAUAAGCUAUCAUAGUUUUUAGAUGAACAAACCGUGGAUAAUUUAGAGAUUCAAGUUUUUGGAAUAAAACAAAAACAUAUUCAAAAUUAAAGUGAAAUAGGCAUGUACUGCUCAUGCCCAAGCAGUUCCUUUUAAAUUUACCAGAUGCUUUUAUUCCCAACAACUUGCAUGUUAGGUUAGGUUUUAGUGCCCAAGGGCACAAGAAAUUCUUCACAGUUGGUUCAAGGAUUCGACAUGAAAACAUUUCGGUUGUCUGACCCAAACACACAUCUGUCUCACCAUGUUAUCUCAUAACAUGUCUGUAAAUUGUAACAGGCAGAGAUACAGGGACAAGGGGUGCAGAGACACAGACAGCUAAGGGGUGCAGAGACACAGACAGCUAAGGGGUGCAGAGACACAGACAGCAAAGGGGUGCAGAGACACAGACAGCUAAGGGGUGCAGAGACACAGACAGCUAAGGGGUGCAGAGACACAGACAGCUAAGGGUGGCAGAGACACAGGUAGGAAGGGGUGUGGGUGGCUGAAACCUGGGUAGCCUCUGCACCCUCUGUCUCCUGGCCGGGGUAGUGUGACACAAACGCGUCGACUGCUUCUCGUUUUUGAUCAACUCCUCGCACUGUAUCUUCUGCUUCCUGGUUUUUCUUUUUUCCUUCUUCCACAGCCUGCUCCGCAGGGGCCUUCAUAUACACUCCCUGACAAGGUCCCAAUGCGGCGGGGCUGCUAGCUGCCUCGCGAAUGUUCUGGAACCUGCCAGCUUCUCCUGUGGGGGGCGUUGGUACAAUGCUGAUGCAGCAGGCGGGGCGUGUUUGCGCCAGAAAAUGCACCACAUUUGUUUUAAAGUGUAUAACUGAGACAUAAGGACUCAGGAAAAAUAAGCAUAUGUUUUUAGACCCAUGUUUGAAAAUUUUACUCAUGGGUAUUUGCUCUUUCCAUUAAUGAAUCCUAAAGUCUUCUCUUCGCUGUAACCGAAAACAAAUAAGUGAUCAAGUGGUCAAAGAGAUGUUUAUUUGUCAGUAAACAACUAAAAUAGUGUCCUCCCUUCCCUGAUUGCACACUUUCAUGGAGGAUACUCAGAAGUAUUAAUGGAUGGUGAAUUUCUUUCAAUUGUAGUAACCACUUUGAACCAUAUUGUUUGUCAAAAUAUAAAAUCAUGCACAUAUUUAAAAACAAUAUGCCAGUUAUUGUUAUAUCAAUAAAAGGUAUUGCACAACAAACUUAA
This is a messenger RNA of Esox lucius (northern pike), 3038 nucleotides long. RefSeq names its product cytoplasmic dynein 1 light intermediate chain 1. Gene Ontology annotation, biological process: microtubule-based movement; microtubule cytoskeleton organization. Gene Ontology annotation, cellular component: centrosome; cytoplasmic dynein complex. The transcript is spliced from 13 exons. The record is from RefSeq and is a predicted model, not a curated record. Gene Ontology annotation, molecular function: dynein heavy chain binding. Bases 38 to 1453 code for a protein of 471 amino acids. Lineage: Eukaryota; Metazoa; Chordata; Actinopteri; Esociformes; Esocidae.